Messenger RNA from Phragmites australis (common reed), 255 nucleotides. RefSeq names its product protein BRICK1-like. Gene Ontology annotation, molecular function: protein-containing complex binding. The record is from RefSeq and is a predicted model, not a curated record. Gene Ontology annotation, cellular component: SCAR complex. Gene Ontology annotation, biological process: regulation of actin polymerization or depolymerization; cell motility; actin filament organization. The transcript has 2 exons. Lineage: Eukaryota; Viridiplantae; Streptophyta; Magnoliopsida; Poales; Poaceae. The coding region runs from base 4 to 255 and encodes 83 amino acids.
GGAAUGGGUCGCGCCGGUGGGAUGGGGAAUCCUGUGAACGUGGGGACCGCGGUGCAGGUGGAUUGGGAGAACCGCAAGUUCAUCUCCAACAUCUCCCUCAACGUCCGCCGCCUCUUCGACUUCCUCAGAUUCGAGGCUACGACGAAGAGCAAACUAGCGUCUUUGAACGAGAAGCUUGAUAUCCUAGAGCGGAAGCUGGAGGUGUUUGAAGUCCAAGUGAGCAGCGCGGCCACUAAUCCUUCUCUCUUCAACUAG